AUUUAUUAAUAUUAUUCCAAUUUAAAUUAUGUAUGAAAUAUUAAAAAUAUAAUUAAUCAAUAAAAUUUUUGCAAUUAUGGUGUAAUUACAAAUUUCUGUCAUAUCUAUGUGAUGUGUGUUCAAAGUUUUUAGUUUAACCUGCAAUAGAUUCGACCAUGGUUAUUCCGGCUAUUAAAAUGCAUAACACUCAGGUUAUAUUGAAGCGGCCGUACCCGGCUAGUAUGGAGGAGUGCAAGAAAAGAGCACAAGGCACGAAAGUUUCUAAGAUAGCGAAUAUUUUUCAAGGAAUGCCUUCAAGGGACGACGAAGACAUGCGCGGAAGUGAUGUGACAGUUGUGCGAACUGAAAGCCAUUUGGCGAGAUUUAAUAAUGCUAGGGCUCUAUUUGAAAAAUUAGGUGAAGAAAAUCGUAAUUUUCGUAUUGAGAAGUCUCCAUCCGCAGCCGCCAGUUUUGCUGGUACUCGCGGUGUUCUGCCAGUGGUACCAUCUCGUUCACGUUCAAGUUCCGCGGGAUCUGUUAGCCCUACACGGAACACAGCGACUGGACAUGUGAGUUUGGGCUCCACCGUUGUAAACGGUGAUCGACUUUCUAAUGGUGCUGGUCAACAGCCUCCCCCCAAGCCAAUUAAACCUAGUGUUCUUCCAAAGCCAGAGAAACCAGAUAGAAGAUUUAAUAAAGAACUCAUAGAAAAACAAAGAAAUUGGACGGCGCACUUUAAUAAACAGCGGCCGAGUAGACACGAUCAAGAUCAGAGAAUAGAAAAUAGAUCAACUGCUUUCCAAGAUAGAAGAUCCCCUGAAGUGUCGGAGAGACAUGUGGUUCCGUCACGAGUUUACUCGCCUCCUCUGUCACCAGGCGCUGGUGAUACUCAUAUAGAACGUCCAAGUACUCUUCCUUCUGCUUUAGUUAGUCGAGGUAUACAUGUUGCGAAAUCUCCUAGUCCUAAUAAAAAUAUUGCUCCUGUAUUACCUUCGCCUAGAUCUAGUAAUGUAGUAUCACCUACACACAGAACAGAUGUCCUCAUUUCACCCUCAGUAAAACGAGACGAUCUUAUCUCUCCAGUCAGACAUAGUCCGCAAAAAAGUGAUUCCUUAGAAAAACCGCAAGUUUAUUACGGCAGGGGAUCCAUUUCACCUGAUACAAAAAAAAGUAUUAUAGAAAAAGAUGAAUUAAAAAUAGAAGCAAGUUCGAAAUCUGUAACGCCGACAGAAAACUUGUUCCCUUCAGAAACUCCUUCGAUACCUUCAAUUGUCGAUGAUAAUUUAAGUUUCAUUUACAACAAACCGUUACCAUCCCCACCAAUUUGCGCACCGAGAUCUCCACCACCGCCGAUACCGGAAACGAAGACCAUCGUCACUGGCUCCUUAGAAUCUGUUACGGAAGUUAAUGAGAUAACCUCUUGUAUAUCAAAAGUGAACAUUUCAAACGAUGAUGUUGAUUUCGUUAAUGAUAUCAUAAAGGAAUCUCGAGCCAUUUCGUCUAUAACACCCGCUGAUAAUGAAAGUGAAUUGAUUGCAUCAGAAGCAUCUGUCAUACAAACGCCGGACGUGGAUGUUGUUCCUAGAUCGCCUCCGAAGAGCCGAGAUGAUGAUUAUGAGACGGUGAACUAUAGUGAUUGGGAUGACAAGAUUAAACGGAAAUCAUUAACUUGUGAUUCAAAUAGUGCAGUUCUUGAGGAAGAAGCCCCAAAGUCGCUUGAACCCGAAUUGGCUUCACCGGGACGUGACCCUGAAUUUUCACCGUCGCCCGCACCAACCCCUGUUCAAGUGGGUGUCGGUGGCAAGUCAUCGGAGGCGGAGGAGACGGUGGUGAGAGGACGUUCCCGCGCGUCCAGCGUGUCGGACGAGGGCGGGUUCAACGAACCCUCGCCGGAGGUGGUAGCGAGACUUCGCCCCGCCGACUACCGCGACCCUCACCAGCAGCCGCAGCUCACUCACGACAUACGGGACGCCGAGCGGGCGAGAUCAGACCCCGACACGCUGUCCGUUCUGCAACAGGACUCGGGUGUCGUAGUGAGCGAAGCGAGCCAGGGCUCCAUCGAGGUGCUCGACAAAUCGACCACCAGCCAAUGGAGUGUGUCGGAGGAGCCGGCCGACGACGCCAAGCAACCCGACAGUAUGACGCCGGACGAAGCGGAGAUCCUGCUCAGCUCCAGUAUACUGGAGAAAAAACUUAGGCAAGAAGCUUUGCUGUCGGACGAGCAGGCUCAAGAGAUAGUGGCUCUUCUGUCACCUCAUGCGAUCGCUCACGACAAUGGCGUGUCCCUCAACGACAGCUACCAGUCCGUGCUCUCGUAUGAGAGCAUGCAGUCAGUGGACGAGAGCUAUGAGUUCGUAUCAUUAGAGGCGGACGCGGGCAUGGCGGGAGGGGACGCGCCGCAGCUCGAGCCCCGAGCCGAGCCCGAGCCCGAGCGCGAGCACGAGCCACAACACGAGCCCGAGCCCGAGCGCGAGCCGCAGCCCGAGCCCACAGUGUUCGACCACUACCCACCGCACUCGUUACGAGAACUCGCAGAGGAGAACGGUAUUCAUUACUUUGAAGACGGACACUUUUAUACAGAGGUCGCCGGCCUGCCGCCCAUAGAGGAGGACGACGACGAUGAUUACUACCCACCAGUAUUUGUUAAAAGAAAUACCAAAGUUAAAUUUAGCACUGAUCCGAUGCGAGUGUUCUCAACGCACUCCGUCCGCGAGUACGAUCGCCGGAACGAGGACGUUGACCCCGUGGCCGCCUCCGCUGAAUACGAACUGGAAAAGAGAGUUGAGAAGAUGCACGUCUUCCCUGUGGACUUGGUGAAAGGAGCGGACGGACUAGGGCUGUCUAUUAUUGGCAUGGGCGUCGGAGCUGAUGCCGGUUUAGAGAAGUUGGGUAUUUUCGUGAAAACGAUCACAGAGAGCGGAGCGGCCGCCAGAGACGGACGAAUACAGGUCAACGACCAGAUCAUCGAGGUUGACGGGAAGAGUUUGGUGGGUGUCACUCAAGCGUAUGCGGCAUCAGUUCUUCGCAAUACAUCCGGUCCCGUCAAGUUUCUGAUCGGUAGGGAGAAGGAUCCUGAGAACAGUGAAGUAGCGCAUCUCAUACGACAGUCUCUAGCUGCGGAUAAGGAGAGAGAAGAGAGAGCUUCUCGCGAGCGACAGAGAAGACAACAGACGGAAGAAGAGGUCAGUCCGCCAGCUGAUGUGCGGCAUCCAGAUAUAGUUGACCUGAGGGCGUUACUCAAUGAGGUGGUGGGUAUGGAGGCGGGCGGUGGUAGUGGACAGGAGAUUAAUGCUCGUGUACGUGAGUGGUGCGCCGCGCGGGCACCAUCCGACCAGUUAAGAAGAGCUCUGGCAGCGGCCGCGGACACGGCACACAGGGCUCAUCGGAAAUAUGAUAAGGCUCGUCGCGCUCUCCGUGAGUGGCGCCGCACGCGGGCGAUGGUCCGCGCUCGCGAGGAGUGGUGGAGCGGCACUCUGAGGGACGUGCAUCGUGAGUACGCCGCCGCGCUCUCAGCACUACACGACCGAGUCGCCCGGCUGGAGGUGCUGCUGCUGGAAACUCAAAAGAAAGCCGGUCUACCCGUUAUGUUACCGCACGAACCCUCGGCCCGACGUGAGACGCCGCCGCUACCUCGCAGACCAGACCCUGAUCCUCUGCUCAUAAAUGACCCUUGGAGUUCAGACAGCGAUCUUUCGGACCUCUCUCCCAUAGAAGAUGAAUAUGCCAAAGUAGACAAGUCAGAAAAAAAACCGCGAGAAGCGCCGGAUAUAGGUGACGUGACAGUGACCACCACCAACGAUAUCAAACCUACAACCACCGACAACUCAAUAUACAGCACCAUCACGACGGCGGCGUACGCGGUGACGUCUACGACAAACGUCACGGUGGUGACGUCACAGCCCCCCACCCAAGCCCCCGCCCCCGCACUACCGCCGACGAAUUCUAUUAGCCACGUGUCUGUAACUACGGCAACACCAACUACAGUCACGGAGAGCUUGAACGGUGCAAACGCCAGCGCAGUGUCCACUACGACCCUAACGGCGACAUCCAACACAAGUUCCAACGUCGGUGCAAACGUGGGUAGUGUGGAGGUGACGUCACGAGAGCUGGACGCGGCGGUGCCCCGCGGCGCGCUACUCGACACGUCCGCACACCGCGCGCGCACAGACCUCGCACGGCACAGACACCACGCGCCGCUCUCACACUCGGCACACUCGCCGCACUCGCUCAGCAAUGCGAGCUCUUACGACGGGUUGGAUGAUUCAUACAACGACUCCGCAGACGAAUCGCUGAGCGAGUCCACAUCAGGGGCGCCGCCUCAUGCAGCACAUCAUAUUCAGCGAGACACUCGACAGAGUUGUGGCAGCUCAAUUGGCAGCGCAACCGACGACGGAAUGUACACGCGAGAUACAAGACAUCACCCGCUCUCAGGUCCGCCGGCGUCGCUGGCGGAGCAGCUGAAGCAGGUGUUGGCGGAGCGCGAGCGGCGGCUGGCCAGCGGAUCCCCCCACCCUGACCCCGUGCAGCUCACCAACGACCUCGUGGACGAGAUACGCCAGGCCGUCAGCGAAGCUAACGCCAGAGUGAAGAAAGCUCCGGCUUGUGUAGUCGGCGGCGAGGUGCCGUGGCAGCCGCUGUCUGCGGGGGCUUCUGAGACCAGCCUGUCGCCGGGUCCCCACGGCCCGCAAGGCCCCCACGGUCCGCAAGGCCCCCACGGACCACACGUGUCACUCACGUCACUAGUCGCCUCGCCCCAGCCAGUCAACCUCUGGACUAAGCAACAGGUGUGGCAGUGGGUAUCGAGCCUGGGCGAGGGUCUGGAUCGUCACGCGGGUUCGUUCGCGACGCGCGGCGUUGAUGGCUCGCUGCUGUUGGCGCUCAGCUCCAGCGACCUGAAGCUGCUGGGUCUGGCGGGGGACGAUCGCCGCCGUAUGAAAAGACGCCUCAAGGAUCUGCGGGCCUCGCACGACAAGUACCUCAAGGCGGUCAAGAAAGCGGAGAAGAAAGCCAAGAAGAAGUAACCAACCAACGACGUCUGUUUCAGAGAAUAGUUCCCCUUACUGUAUCUAUAUCUGUAUGCUUUGAUUCUUGCCCGUCUUACUCGAUGAUGUCCUUUCGACGCCUGGUUUUUAUAACAAUAUGAACUUUCUCUGAACAGAUAAUAACCAGUAAGAUCGAUUAGUCGCUGUAGUCAUGAACUAGAUAACAAUAGAUUAGAAAAUAAUCAGUGUGAAAUCUCCCGGUACUCAUGAGAGCAUCUUGCUGCCAGUACACGUCUGCCGUCUAGUCGCCAUGAUUGGCUAGUAACGUUUGCCAGCUGUUAGACUGCCAUAGAGAGAUUUGGACACAUAGAAAAUAAAAAAAUUGUAUAUGACUAAAGUGUAAAGGCGAUGUAAAUCAAAGCUGCCUGAAAGCCUAGAGUGCCAUCUGAAAUAUAGCCGUUAGUGAGUAGAGACGAUAGUGACGCUAUGAACGAAUAAUCGAAUCGUUUUGAUCGAAACUAGUAUAAUAUAAGUGAACGAUAUAUGACUAUCCCGACAAGUGCUACCAAAGUAACAAAUACAAUUAAUAUAUUUUCAACACUGAAUUCUUUUGUUCCUACAUUUUUUUAUAAUAAAACAUCUCUUUCUUAAUUUUCCUAGUUAUGCGAGUGGAUGGUUCGUCUGAUGAUACUGGCUCAAUCUAGUCAUAAGAUCAAUUUGUAAGCUGUUCGGACUUUAUAAACUACUAUUGCAUUUUAUCUUGGAAUUUUCAAAUUUUUAGAAUAUAUUGUAAUUGUCAUGUGUAAUAUCUUUAGGACUAUACAUUAUGUAAUAAAACAGUAAAUAAAUAGCCUUCAGUAUUUGUAUCUCAAUAUAUAGUUAACUACAAAUUCAUUCAAGUUAAAGCAUUUAUUUAUAUUAUUGUAUUGCACAAAAUGUACUUAGUCAGGUGACUGAAUUUUUGCAUCAUUAUAAACCGAUUUCUUAGUACUAUGUAUAUCUAAAGUAUUCGUUAAAAAUCAUUCAUUACAUAGUGUGAUCUCAUAGAAAACAAUUCUAAUCGAUAAUCAUUAUACUAACAGUAUUUACUAGAGAACUGUUUACAUCCCAGUUCCUGUAUUGCAGACUCCACAAUAUCUAUUACAUUCCAAUGACUUUCUCUUAAAAUGUUUUUUCUGUGUGAUUCGAAUGAUUUUUUAGGCGCUUUAUAGUUUUCUUAGGCAAAAUAUUAGGGUUUAUAUAAGUGUCUUUCAGUCUGUGGUCGCUGUAUUCAUUGAGUGUCUGUUUCUGUAGCUACAUUAGCAUGUAAAUAACGUCUCGGGGGAUCUGUUGGAGGUGUGCAGAGACUGUUUCGGUAUGUUUCUUGUGUUUGUGUGCCUGAUUGUAUAUCAUUUAGAAUAUUUAUUUCGAUUAAGGUUUAACAGGUAAUAUAAGUAAGACUCCAUUAACGAUUGCCAAAAUUGAUGAGUACUUUAUAACAUUGUUGAUUUUAUUAUUUUACUUUCCCUUAAAUUAUUUAAUAUUUAUUUUGGGACCAAAUUAAUUUAUUGUAACCUUACAGUUUAUUGUUUAUGUAUUUUGGGUGUGUUCAGAAAAGAAUUUUAUUUAUAAAUAAAUAAAGAAACCAAAGUCUACAACAA
Messenger RNA from Danaus plexippus (monarch butterfly), 6601 nucleotides. RefSeq lists its product as uncharacterized. Gene Ontology annotation, biological process: calcium-mediated signaling; actin filament organization; neuron projection development. The coding region runs from base 156 to 5000 and encodes 1614 amino acids. Gene Ontology annotation, cellular component: dendrite; actin cytoskeleton; cytoplasm. The transcript is spliced from 22 exons. Gene Ontology annotation, molecular function: actin filament binding. The record is from RefSeq and is a predicted model, not a curated record. Lineage: Eukaryota; Metazoa; Arthropoda; Insecta; Lepidoptera; Nymphalidae.